Molecule: messenger RNA, 2265 nt
Organism: Thamnophis elegans (Western terrestrial garter snake)
Lineage: Eukaryota; Metazoa; Chordata; Lepidosauria; Squamata; Natricidae
Gene: ATP6V1C2
Product: ATPase H+ transporting V1 subunit C2
Exons: 13
Coding region: 25-1173 (382 amino acids)
Biological process (GO): proton transmembrane transport
Cellular component (GO): lysosomal membrane; vacuolar proton-transporting V-type ATPase, V1 domain
Molecular function (GO): proton-transporting ATPase activity, rotational mechanism
Source: RefSeq, a predicted model, not a curated record
UGUACUCAACAAUCCUUUCCCACCAUGUCAGAGUUCUGGCUAAUCUCAGCUCCAGGGGAUAAGGCAAAUUUGCUUGCCUGGGACAGAAUGAAUACUGUGACUUCGAAAGCCAACUUGUCCAGCAACAGCAAAUUUACCAUUCCUGACCUCAAGGUAGGAACUCUGGACACGCUGGUUGGCCUCUCGGAUGAGUUGGGAAAACUCGAUAGUUUUGCUGAAAGCGUAAUAAAGAAAAUUGGCCAGUAUAUUGGAGAAGUUUUAGAAGAUUCAAAAGAUAAAGUACAGGAAAACCUGCUGGCUAAUGGAGUUGACUUGAUUAGUUAUCUAACAAAGUUUGAAUGGGACAUGGCUAAGUAUCCGAUAAAACAGCCCCUGAAGAACAUUUCAGAAGGAUUAGCAAAGCAAAUUUCACAGAUCGAAGCAGACAUGAAAAGCCGAGCCGCUGUCUACAACAACAUCAAAGGAAAUCUUCAGAAUCUGGAAAGAAAAACGGUAGGAAAUCUUUUGACCCGUACAUUAACGGAUAUAGUGAACAAAGAAGAUUUUGUAUUGAAUUCCGAAUAUCUCAUCACUCUCCUUGUUGUAGUUCCUAGAACAAGCUAUGGGCAGUGGCAAAAAACCUAUGAAUCACUCUCAGAUAUGGUGGUCCCUCGCUCUACGAAGAUGAUCGCUGAAGACACAGAGGGAGGACUCUUCACAGUCACCCUGUUCAGAAAAGUGAUUGAUGACUUUAAGACCAAAGCCAGAGAGAACAAGUUCAUGGUGCGGGAAUUUUAUUUUGAUGAGAAAGAACUGAAGUGUGAAAAGGAUGAAAUGAGGAAGUUAGCUUCUGAUAAGAAGCAACAAUAUGGUCCUCUGUUGAGAUGGUUGAAGGUGAACUUCAGUGAGGCAUUUGUGGCUUGGAUCCAUAUAAAGGCGCUAAGAGUGUUUUCAGAAUCCGUCCUCAGGGUAUGGUUACCAGUGAACUUCCAGGCAAUGCUACUUCAGCCUAAUAAGAAAUCUACGAAGAGGUUGAGAGAAGUAUUAAAUGCCGUUUUCAAGCAUCUGGACGAAGUAGCAGCAGCCAGCCUAAUGGACACUUCAGUCGACAUUCCUGGCUUGCAGCUAAGCAAUCAGGACUACUACCCGUAUGUCUAUUUCAAGAUUGAUUUCAGCCUUCUCGAUGGCAGCUAAAGUGUGCAGCGCCAAGCAUGACUUUUUUCCCCAGUAUUGUAGGAUGAGAACGAAAUGUCAUCUAUUUGGUUUUUAAUGCAAUAAACGUAAUUGGAAUGCGUCCCUUCCGAUGCAGAAAACCAAGGAGUUUUAAGCAAGAGAUAAUUGUAGUUCCUAGAUUUGGCUUGUAGAGUGGUUUUUCCCCCCCAUUUUGACAAUUAAAAAGAUACUGGAAGCUUUUUUUUCUGAUUGUAUUAGAAAACAUGCUUCACCAGGCAUUGUGUUAUUGUUGUAUUUAUUCUGUUGUAAUUACAAAACUCCUGAUCAUCUAAGGUUUUAAAUAAAAUCAAGAUAUCUGGCGGUUAAGGUAGAAAUAUCCUGGAGUCCUAAAUCUGUAAUUGGGUUUAAUCUAUUGAUUCAGUCAACACAACCGUUACACAGUGAAAUUUCGGGGGGGGGGGGGGAAUAACGUUUGGAAAGUUUAAUUUUAAACUGGUUGCUUCAGUGUAGCAUGUAAGAAAUCUGGACAGAAAAUUUUUCUCCCUUCUUUCAGUGAAAUAGCUUCCCCCUUCCACUGAAGACUGACUCACUGCAGACAUAACACAAAACUCGAAAUCUCAUUUUGUCAGUUUGUUGAAACUAGCAUGGCCUUUUAAGUGUCCAACAUGAUUAGAAUAAAUGGUGUUUCCUCUCAACACCUUUGAUUGACAGCGUUACAGUAUAAUUGGAACCUCCUUCAAUAAUAAAGUCCAUUAAAUGCCUCCAAUGAUGCUGGAAUCCCGGAGUAAAGUGAGCUUUUUUUUAAAAGAAAAAUAUUUUAAACAUUCUUGGGGCAGGAGAAUUUAAUACUGACACGGGGAUUUUUCUCAUGUUCCUUCCAAAGAAAUCAUUGUCUUCUGUUAUAGGAGUAUUAUACUUUAUAAUUUCAUAUUAUUCUACAAAUUAGUCUCAAGUCAUAAUUCUGGGCUAUGUGAGAACAUUAUUUGUCAGAGGCAACAAGAAUUAGCUGAUGGGUUACCAUUUUUUCUUGCGUUACCAUGAAGGAAAUUAGUUCUUAGCAAUAGCAGUUAGACUUAUAUACCGCUUCAUAGAGCUUUCAGCCCUCUCUAAGCG